GACGAAUUCGCCUGAUUGCUGCGUAUACGGCUUUAGAAGUGGUAUGCGCGAAGCAGUGUGCGCUCUCUGCUGUCCCACGACUACGGUUUGGCUCGGCUUGUGUCUGUGACACUUGACAGCUGAGCGUAUCUCGCGACAAAAAAUUGUAUCGGAAGAAGUUCGGUUCAGAGAACAGUUAAAGUAAAAAAAAUAUAUAAUAUCAAAAACUAUACUAAAACAUAAAACUAACACAUAAACGUGUUGAUCGGGUGAAAGACGAGAAGUUACGGAUUUUAUGACUGGACGAAAAAUCGUGAUAAGAAGCAGCGACCUGACGAUCGAGAGCGCAGUAAGAUUAGAGGAGUAAGGUGUUUUCUUGGACUUCAUUGAAAAUUGAAAGAGUGAUUUGUGAGAAUGGAGAAUACUAAUCCUACCAAGGAACAUCUUCGGGAUCUGGCCGGUGAUUCUGCUCGACCAUCGUUGGUUACUGAUACAGACGCCAUCGCAAAGUUAAAGAGGGAUCACGAUUCUAUGGAUGAUUUUGAACACCUGGAUCAUGAUAGUUCACCUAUCAAGGAGGUAAAGGAUAUUACUAAAGGACAUCCUAGUGCUCCGGAUUCAUUUUCUUCCCAGCUGAUUGAUCUGCCACGUGCGACUGGACCGGUAGUUGAGAAAUUAAUUGAUGUUAAUAAGAAACUCGAACAAAAUUUGCUUGAUACGAGUAUACCUACUCAUGAGAAGGAAUUACAACCGGUCCCGGCAACUCCGCCACCUUCCGCAGAUUUUGAAAACGAUGUCCUUCAAAGAAUUGCUACCACGCACACGCCGUCUUUCGCAGAGCAGGUGCCACAGGUUGACUCUAAGAUUACUACUAUGAAUUUUAUGGACGGAGAACGUUUUAUGCGAGAAUAUGACGCGUAUCAAUCUCGGAACGAACAACCUCAAAACGCUAAUAUCCACGAUAAUCCAAAUCUCAAUAAAUUCAAUGAUGAGGCUUCCUUAGGAAAUCUUCCACCUAAGGAUUCUGGUUAUAAUCCCUUGGAUGUAGAUUCUGGAAUAGAAAAAAAACCUGAAGUAAAAGUUGAGAAUAAGAUAGAAAGUGAGAACAAAGUUUCAGAGGAUAAGGUUAAUCUUUUUGAAGAUUCUUCUCCCGAGCAGUUUAAGAAUGCUCCAAUAAUCGAACCUGAACCUUCUCCAUUAUCAUCUGCUGCCAAACCGACUGAGAAACUCUUGAACUUAGAUGAAAUGUUAAAAGAAGAUAUUCUAGGAGAGAUUAAGUCUUCUGUUCUUCCAGUUCCACAAAUGUCUCCUGAAUUGGACUUCCUUAAGGAUGAACCUGCAGCAGCUGAAACUAAGCAUUCUGGCAAGAAUUUGAUGGAGGAUGAUUCUUGGAAUGUUGUGGAAAAACCAGAGAAACACGAGAAACUGGAAAGAGAUGAGAAUAUUUAUCAUGAACCUCCUAGCAAACCUUUGCCUCCUUUGCCAAAGGAUGCUGAGCUAGAAUCCUUUGACACAUUUUCUAAUGCAAAAGGUCCUACUCCUGAUAAAUUUGAACUAUCGAAUGACUUCAUAAUCACAGAGUCCACAAACAAAGCACAACCUCAGAGUGGGACAGAAACUGGAGAUUCAGAAUUUGAAUCUGAGCCUGAACCUUCCCCUGCAAAGUCUUUGGCAUAUCCUGCGCAGCAGGAUGUUUGUAAAAGGCCUGAAGAACCACCCAAGCACGAGAUUAUGUACAAGAAUCCAUUGCGGAAUAAGGAUCCUGUGGAAGAUAUUGCCCCCAAGGAGAUAUUUAGAGAAAUGGGACUGGACGCAUGGUUUAACCCCGAAAGACUGAACCCAAAAGUGGCGGCUCUGAUCUAUUGGCGCGACCCCAAGAAGUCGGGAAUCGUCUUUGGUGCAAUUCUUGGUGUACUACUCUCGCUGGCCUACUUCAGUCUGAUCAGCGUGCUUGCUUACCUAUCGCUACUCACUCUCACUGGCACCGUAGCCUUCCGUAUCUACAAAAACGUCCUUCAAGCCGUUCAGAAGACGUCCGAUGGACAUCCAUUCAAGGAUAUUCUCGAUGUGGAUCUUACUUUGCCGGCUGAGAAGGUGCACGAAUUUGCUGACGUAGCUGUGGCGCACGCGAAUGCCGCCGUUACUGAACUUCGCAGGCUCUUCCUGGUCGAGGACAUCGUGGACUCACUUAAGUUUGGUAUUCUUCUCUGGUGCCUGACUUAUCUAGGUUCAUGGUUCAAUGGCAUGACCCUCAUUAUUAUUGGUGUGGUCGCACUGUUCACAUUGCCGAAAGUCUACGAGACGAACAAGACGCAGAUCGACCAGAAUUUAGCCUUGGUGCGCGGAAAGGUCAACGAGAUCACCGCCAAAGUGAAGGCGGCCAUUCCUCUUGGCAAGAAGGCCGAACCCACGAAGGAGGAUUAAGAAGAUGAACGUCGUGAUAAUUAAUGAGAGCGCGCGAACAGUCGAGAACAGUUUUCGGGGUUUAUAUGAGAAUUGGGCGAGAAGGGGUAAGAAGUGAAGGAAACAAAGGGAAUCGGAAAUGAACAAUGUUCAAAAUAGCCGAGAAGUCACAGUGCGAAAUAAUUCUUGACGUUACAAGGGUACACGGAGCAAUGGAGGAAGAAGGUAUAAAACGAAAAGGGGAAGGAGGCAAAAAUAGUAGAUCGAACACGCGCGCGCGCAUCAAUAUUCUAAUAAUGAAUAUCUUUAAUAAGAAGUAAGAUAACAUUAGCGAUUAAUUAACUUUUCGUUAUUACGAUAAAGAUGGUGGAAUAUUAUAGUGAGCUGUAACAGUGCAAUGAGGACAAGACGAAGGUCCUCAUUUAAGUCGUAACUUAAGAGAAGGAAGAAAAAAAGAAAAGAAAUCACUCUGCGACUAUUGCGAUCAUGUUCUUUCGACUCUUUUUCAAUUCGAUCCUUUCUCCAUUCUUUCACUCUUUCAUCUUCUAUCGCUCAAAUUUCGCUUUCUUCGUGUACUCCGACCAAGGUACGAACGUCAGUGUUAGGAUUGCGAUGACGUUCGCUUCUAAUGAUGAUUAUAUUCGAUAAGAUAAGCUUUCUCCGUUUGAUGGAUUUUUUUAAUAUGGAGACAUUGCGAUUUUCGUUAAUUCGGGAUCUCGUGGUAAUGAAAAAAAGGUAACACAGAAGCUGCAUUGUGGGAGGGAUGAAUCAGUCGUGCAUGCUAUGGCAAAAGAGAGUUCACGUGAGGAGAGAGAAGUAGAAGGAAAGAGAGAAUUGGAGAAAUGGAGUAAAGACAUGUGAUAAUGGAGUAAAGAAACAAUGGAGUGGAACACCCUGAGCGUUACGUGCUUGACAAAAUUGUUUCUUUUUUUUAAUCGUUAGAACUUAAGAUAAUUAUUGUCUAUUGUGCUGCGUCCCCCGAAAUUCAGUUGUUAAUGCGAUUGGACAAAGAUGAGAGAAAAUAAAGCGAAUAUACAAAACGUAUCUGUCUCUUGAAUGACGUUGAGGAUUGCGAAAUAUUAUUACCAUUACAAUUAUAUUAUUACAAUUACACAAGCUAAUAUAUUAUAAUACAGCGAACGAUGAAUUACACGGUCGCAGUGGGCUCAGCGAUCGACGAAGAAAAAAAAAACAAAUGAAAGGAAAACCUAUUUAAGUGGUAAACGAUGAAGAUGCAACUUUAUAUUAUAUUAUAUUACUUAUCUAUAACUAUGGAACCACGUGUUUUUAUUGAGACUAUCGCAAGUGUUAAGAAUGUGAAUUGUAAUACGCGUACCGCUUCUUGACGUUUUCAUUAUUGCAUCUGCAUCCGCACGAUUAAUUUAUAAAUAAAUGAUAUUAAUAAGA
This is a messenger RNA of Cephus cinctus (wheat stem sawfly), 3789 nucleotides long. RefSeq names its product reticulon-1-A (gene Rtnl1). The coding region runs from base 394 to 2403 and encodes 669 amino acids. Lineage: Eukaryota; Metazoa; Arthropoda; Insecta; Hymenoptera; Cephidae. The transcript has 6 exons. The record is from RefSeq and is a predicted model, not a curated record.